AUGGACGAAAAUCAAAUUAGAUUGAUGUUGGAAGAAGAAAAUUCUGAUUCUAACUAUGAAGAUGAAAACGAUAGUGAGGUAGAGGAUUUUGUUGAAAUACAAGAAGAUAGCUACAAUAGCGAGCAAGAGGAUAAUUCUGAGCAUGAGCAAGAGGGUCAAUCUGCAGAGGAGAGCAAUUCUCAAGUGGAGUCGGAAGAUCAUCAAACAUAUAUAAAUUAUUACCUCGGAAAAGACCGUCACACGAGGGGGAACAAAACUCCUGCGUCAAAUCCAGUAAGAAGACGUGCUAGGAACAUCGUUACUCAACUUCCAGGUGCUAAAGGUGGAGCUAAGUAUUUGAAAGAACCCGGUGAGAUAUGGAGGUUAUUUUUCACGGAGGAUGUUAUUGGUCGGAUGGCAAAGUACACUAACGAACAAAUAAAACGAAUUUCAUCUCAAUUCAUAAGAGAAAGAGACUGUACUGAAACAAAUUAG
This is a messenger RNA of Parnassius apollo (apollo), 474 nucleotides long. The record is from the annotation of a GenBank genome assembly. Lineage: Eukaryota; Metazoa; Arthropoda; Insecta; Lepidoptera; Papilionidae.